This is a messenger RNA of Cloeon dipterum, 1804 nucleotides long. Its product is annotated as probable cytochrome P450 301a1, mitochondrial. Lineage: Eukaryota; Metazoa; Arthropoda; Insecta; Ephemeroptera; Baetidae. Bases 37 to 1602 code for a protein of 521 amino acids. The record is from RefSeq and is a predicted model, not a curated record. The transcript is spliced from 10 exons. Gene Ontology annotation, molecular function: heme binding; oxidoreductase activity, acting on paired donors, with incorporation or reduction of molecular oxygen; iron ion binding.
UUUGUCAUAGAGCAAUCAUUUUGGUUUGCUUCAACAAUGGCUGGUCGGAGGAAACUCCUAUUCGCGAAUCAGCGAUCUUUGCAAUCGUUGCUGAGGGCAGGAGGGAGCAGACAAUUUGCAGGUGCAGCCACCGCAUUGAAGCAAGAUGUGCAACCUGCUCGACCUUACGAGGACAUUCCGGGUCCCAAACCGAUUCCCCUCUUGGGGAAUAAGUUUCGCUUCAUGCCAGGAUUCAGGAAGUAUAACUUCAACGACAUGUUUGAAGUAGGGAAGCAGUUUUACGAAGAGUUUGGCCCGAUUUCCAAAUUCACGGGUCUCGAGCCACUCCAUGACAUGGUGUUCGUUUUCGAUCCCAGGGACGUCGAGACGAUGUUGAGAAACGAGGGUCCGUGGCCCUACCGAAGGCAUCUCGGGUGUCUUGAAUAUUAUCGAAAGCACACGCGCAAGGACUUCUUCAAAGGCGUCGGUGGAGUUCUUAUCGACCAGGGGAAAGACUGGCAAGAAGCGCGGCACCACGUCAAUCCGAUCAUGAUGCAAACCAAAAUAGUGGAAAUGUACACCCCGAAAAUUGACCAAGUGGCUGAAGAUUUCACUCGGCUGUUGCCAGGGUUUAUGGACUCCAAAAAUGAAAUGCCUGAAAAUUUCAAUAAUGAGCUGCACAAAUGGGCGCUUGAGUCAAUUGCUGUCGUUGCUCUUGACACGCGCUUAGGAUGCUUGGACGCGAAUCUAGAGGCGGACUCAGAGCCACAGAAGAUGAUUGACGCGGUGCACACUCUUCUCAUUGUCAUGCACAACCUUGAGUUGGGUGGCGAAGCGUUUGUCUGGCGUCACUUCCCGACCCCAUCCUGGCGCAAAUUUAUAAAAACAAUGGAUUUCUUUGUAGAUGUAAGCCACAAGUACGUUCUUCAGGCAAUCGAAUGGUCAAAGUCGCGACCCGCGAACCAGGAGCCGAGCGCUCUGGAACGACUCGUGAAACGAGAUCCGAACCCAACCAGAGCUGUGGUUAUGGCGCUGGACAUGCUAAUGGCUGGAAUUGACACGACCUCGCACUCUUUAACGAAUGUGCUGCUGCACCUAUCAGAAAACCAAGACAAACAGGAAAUUUUACACCAAGAGCUGAAAAGAAUCAUGCCCAAUCCGCACGCACCGAUAACAAACGAGAUGCUAAAUGAAAUGAAAUUUUUGAAAGCCUGCGUCAAAGAAAGUAUGAGAAUGAUGCCGGUCGUGCCAGGAACGAUGCGGAGGACAUUCAAUGAAAUUGUUCUUUCAAACUACAGAAUACCAGUUGGGGUUGAUGUUUUGAUGUUGAAUGGAGCGAUGUCGCGAUUCAGCGAGCACUACACAGAACCGGAAAAGUUUAAGCCAGAAAGAUGGUUUAGAGACGAGCAAGAGGAAAAAGUCAAGCCUUUUGUCACACUUCCUUUUGGACACGGCGCCCGAAAGUGUGUAGGCUUCCGGUUUGCUUUGCUUGAAAUGGAGAUUACCCUCGCAAAGAUGGUAAGGCGGUUUCGCUGGGAAUUCAAGUACGGCCCCGUGAAGUACAAGUCAGCUUUGGUCCACGCGCCCGUCAGCCCACUCAAAUUCACGAUUCACAAGCAAUGAGAAUAGCUGAGCUGACGAGAACAAGAAAAUUAAUAUGCUUAUUGUUUUAAUUUGUCUAUACUGCAUCCCUCAAAACUCAAAAAUGUAUUUUAAUUAAUCAAAGGGUAUUUAAUAAGUAAUUUUUGCAAACUCAUUUUGUUUUAAUUACAUUUUAUGUUUAUUGAUUUGAAAGCUGGCAUUAAAAUAAUAUGUGGAACUCCAA